Lactuca saligna is the source of this 9846-nucleotide messenger RNA. Lineage: Eukaryota; Viridiplantae; Streptophyta; Magnoliopsida; Asterales; Asteraceae. The record is from the annotation of a GenBank genome assembly.
UUUUAUUUUUCUUUUCAUUUCUCUUAUUUUUCUUUUUCUUUUGUUAAACCAGAGAAGCGUCAGAGGAGUUUUAUAAUUUAUACAAUGCAACGCGGAGAUAGUUGGAGGCUGGAGCAAAAUGCAAGAAUUGGCGGUCUUCAUUUGAGAUUCAAAUGAAUCAUUUGAACUGUUCGACGAUGGCAUACAAAUGAACUAGGGCUCAGACGCUCAGUCGCCUGAAUUUCUCUCCAAAAUCUUGCAAAAAUGGCGUCAGGUGCCUCAUGCUCCCGCGUUGAUCAGUUCUACUGUUCAAAGAAGAAGCAUAAGUUUGUAUCACCUCUUUUAAAACCAGGGCAAGAUCAAGUAAGAAGAAACCUGAUAUCAGAGAUAGAAUCCUCUUUAAGAAAUGAACAUGUUGGAGGUCUGCAGUGUAAUUCUUCAAAUAACAGACAGGGGAGUCCAUCUGUGCUAGAUUUGGAAGACAAAUCGAUCAAGAAGAGGCCUUUAAGUAGUUUUCGUUCAUCUGACCAUAUCUCUAAAUACGGAGAAUUGUCUCACAAUUCCAAAGAGACUAAUGUUGGUGGUAACAAUUCCGUGCAUGAAUUGAGCUUGAGGAAAUGCAUUAGAACAUCUAUGGAAGCUGUUGAUGUGACAUCAUGCAAUACACCAAACCUGUCAGAAGUCAAAGUUGGAGCUGAAAAAACUCCUCAGUCAAUGCAUGGAAGCUCCAUUUUUUCACCAGGAGACGCGUUCUGGAAAGAGGCAAUCCAGGUGGUUGAUGAUAUGUCCUAUCAUAAUGAAGAUCUUCCUGAAAAGGUUGUUGAAGAAUCCAAAGGAUCUGAAAAUGAUGUAUUGAAUCAACCUAAUCAUAACAGAACAUCUAAUACACCAAGUACAGACAUCAGAACUUGUAAUGUGAACAUUCUUAAAAGUGUAGAAAGUACCUCAUCAAGCUGCGUGACUUCUAAUGAUUGUUUGGAUAUUGGGAAUUGGCUCCCUUCAGAGUUAUGCAAUACAUAUAAGAGAAAGGGUAUAUCAAAACUGUAUCCUUGGCAGGUGGACUGCCUUCAAGUGGAUGGGGUGUUACAAAAAAGGAACCUUGUGUAUUGUGCAUCUACAAGUGCUGGGAAAAGUUUUGUUGCAGAAAUCUUGAUGUUACGUAGAGUGCUGUCAACAAGAAAAGUGGCAAUUCUUGUUCUUCCUUAUGUGUCAAUUUGUACAGAGAAGACAGCACAUCUUGAAGCCUUACUUGAACCAAUUGGUGCACGUGUUUGUAGUUAUUAUGGAAGCCAAAGUGGUGGCACACUUCCUAAAGAUACCUCUGUAGCUGUUUGCACAAUCGAGAAGGCAAAUUCCCUACUCAACAGAUUGUUGGAAGAGAGGCGUUUGUCAGAAGUUGGGAUCAUAGUAAUUGAUGAACUUCACAUGGUUGGAGAUCAGCACAGGGGCUAUCUCUUGGAACUUAUGCUGACAAAACUUCGGUAUGGAGCUGGUGACCCCACUCAUGAUCUUCAAAUUAUUGGGAUGAGUGCCACCUUGCCCAAUGUCAGUGCUGUUGCUGAUUGGCUUCAAGCAGCUUUAUACCAGACAGAUUUCCGACCUGUUCCACUUGAGGAGUAUAUCAAAGUUGGAAACUCAAUUUAUAACAAAAAGAUGGAUCUUGUCAAAACAAUCUCAAAAAGAUCUGAUCUUGGUGGUAAAGAUCCUGAUCAUAUCAUAGAAUUAUGCAAUGAGGUUGUCCAAGAGGGUCAUUCAGUGUUGAUCUUUUGUUCAAGUCGUAAAGGAUGUGAGUCAACUGCUAGACAUGUUGCAAAGUACCUUAAGCAAUUCCCUUUCAACACCUUCAAUGGUGAAAGUGAAUAUCCUGAUAUUGCUUCUGCCAUUGAUGCAUUGAAAAAAUCUCCAGCUGGAUUAGAUCCUGUGUUAUCUGAAACACUUUCUUCAGGUGUUGCCUAUCACCAUGCUGGUCUCACAAUUGAAGAAAGAGAAAUUGUUGAAAACUGCUAUCGUAAAGGUCUAGUACGUGUGUUAACUGCCACAUCAACAUUAGCAGCUGGAGUGAAUCUUCCUGCAAGAAGAGUUAUCUUCAGACAACCUCGUAUUGGUCGUGAUUUUUUAGAUGGGACAAGAUACAGACAAAUGUCCGGGCGGGCGGGUCGCACCGGAAUCGAUACGAAAGGAGAAAGUGUGUUAAUAUGCAAACCUGAAGAAGUGAAAAAAAUUAUGGAAGUGAUUCAUGAGUCGUGUCCACCAUUGCGUUCUUGUUUGUCAGAAGACAAGAAUGGAAUGACACAUGCCAUUUUGGAAGGUGUUGCUGGUGGAAUUGUUCAAACUGCUAAUGAUAUCCAUCGAUAUGUUAAAUGCACUCUUCUGAAUUCAACACAACCAUUUGAAGAUGUUGUAAAAUCAGCAAAAGAUUCUCUCAAGUGGCUUUGUCAUAGAAAGUUUCUUGAAUGGAGUGAAGAUACUAAGUUAUACAGUUCCACACCUCUUGGCUUUGCUUCUUUUGGCAGCUCUCUUUGUCCUGAGGAGUCACUUAUUGUUUUGGAUGACCUUUCAAGGGCGAGAGCAGGAUUUGUACUCUCAUCAGAUUUACACUUGUUAUACUUGGUAACACCAACUAAUGUUGAUGUUGAGCCAGAUUGGGAAUUGUACUAUGAAAGAUUCAUGCAGCUCCCUGUUCUUGAUCAAUGUGUUGGAAACCGUGUUGGAGUGCAAGAAGCAUUUUUGAGGAGAAUGGCUCAUGGAGCUACAAUCCGCACUUCAGAAAGAUCAAGGCAUGAUUUGAAAGGACUUGGGGUGUCAGUGUCAACCAAUAACAUCCUUACAGAUGAUCAAAUGCUUCGUGUGUGUAAGAGAUUCUAUGUUGCACUCAUCUUGUCAAGACUCAUACAGGAAGCACCUGUGAUGGAGGUUUGUGAAGGUUUCAAGGUGGCACGUGGAAUGGUUCAAUCAUUGCAAGAAAAUGCUGGAAGAUUUGCAUCUAUGGUUUCAGUCUUUUGUGAAAGACUUGGUUGGCAUGAUUUAGAAAACUUGAUUUCCAAGUUCCAAAAUCGUGUCUCAUUUGGUGUAAAAGCUGAGAUUGCUGAGCUUACAACCAUUCCAUUUGUCAAGGGUUUUAGAGCAAGGGCACUUUAUAAAGCUGGAUUGCGUACACCCCAAGCAAUUGCUGAAGCAUCCAUACCUGAAGUUGUUAAAGCCAUUUUUGAACCUUCAGAUAAGUUGGCACAAAGGCUUAUUCAACUGGGAGUGGCUAAAAAGAUAAUGAAUGGGGCCCGCAAAAUUGUCCUUGAAAAAGCUGAUGAAGCAAGGGCUGCUGCUUUUUCAGCUUAUAAGGCUCUUGGAGUUGAUGUUCCUCACUUUUCUGUGGAAGGAGGCGAUAUAUACUCAAGAAGUGAGGUAAUGAAGGGGGAAAAAUCAUCUAAUGAUAAUGAUAUGGCCUUAAGUAAAUCAUGUGGUGAUAACUCGGUGUCUUGCAUUAUUGAUUGUGAAGAUAAAUCUAGCUACGAUCACAUCAAUCAUGCUUCAUCUUUUCAACUGGGAAAAGUUGGACGACCUAUAAAUGAACUAGGGUUCAAUCGCAUCAAAUUCUCUGAAAAAUCUUGUAAAAUGGCGUCAGGUGGUUCCUCACGCUCCCGCGUUGAUCAGUUCUUUUCUUCAAAGAAGAAGAACAACAAGCUUGUUUCACCUGCUUUAAAAUCGGGAAUAGUUGAACAAAAUGCAAAACUCUCACUUGAAGGGUCUCCUAGUGGUAAAGGCUCUUUAUCCAGCUAUCUAGUGUCUUCACCAAAAAAUGAAAUUCGCCCUCAUAGGACUUUACCCACAGCUUGUGGGUCAUCUGAUAGACAAGAUCAAGUGAAAAGAAACCUUACAUCAGAGAUUGAUUCUUCUUUAAGAAAUGAAGAUGUGGAAACUAUAUCAUCUAGCAAAGGGCAUAACUCUAAGUCUUCAGAAUCUAUGCAUGAGGUGGAGAACCCCGAAUUACAACAGUUUGCAGCUAAUUUUUUGUCAUUUUAUUGUAGUGAACUUCCAACCACAAAAGUUAAUACAAAUAAAAGGCAGGGUAAUCCAUGUAUGCUAGAUUUGGAAGAUAAAUCGAUUAAGAAGAGACAUUUAAGUCAUGAGGAGGGUGAAACUCUUGGUUAUAAUGAGAAUCAACCCAAUCCAGUGCAUCAAUUUAGCUUGAGAAAAUGCAAUAAAACAUCUAUAGAAUCUGUUGAUGUGAAAUCAUGCAAUACACCAAACCUGGCAGAAGUCAAAGUUGGAGCUGAAAAAACUCCUCAGUCAAUGCGUGGAAGCUCCAUCUUUUCACCAGGAGACACAUUCUGGAGAGAGGCAAUCCAGGUGGCUGAUGAUAUGUCAUAUCAUAAUAAAAAAGGUCUUCCUGAACAAGCUGUUGAAGAAUCUAAAGGACAGAAUGGUAAUUCUAUGGACAAAGAGGUGUCCCCAUUACCCGUGAAACAUUUUGAUUUUUCUUCUGAAGACAAAAAUAUGGCUGUGGAUACUUCAAGCCAUGGCAUUGUAAAAAAUAUGGACAGACUUGUUGAGUGUUGUAUAGCUGAUAAGAACCUAAUAACAACCAUGGAUAUGAGCACUACCUCUUGCAACCAAAUUCAAUCUUUGUCUAAAUUGCAAGAGACAACAACUUCGAGUUGUGUAAUUACCAAAAGGAGAGCUGAAGUAUUGAAUCAACCUAAUGAUGAUAAAACAUCUGAUACACCAUCUACAGACAUCAAAACUUGUAAUUUAAACUUUCUUAACAGUGUGGAAAGUACCCCAUCAAGUUCCAUGCCUCCCAAUGAUCGUUUGGAUAUUAGCAAUUGGCUCCCUUCUGAGUUAUGCAUAACAUAUAAGAAACGGGGAAUAUCAAAAUUGUAUCCAUGGCAGGUGGACUGCCUACAGGUGGAUGGGGUGUUACAAAAAAGGAACCUUGUGUAUUGUGCAUCUACAAGUGCUGGGAAAAGUUUCGUUGCAGAAAUCCUGAUGUUACGUAGAGUGUUGUCAACAAGAAAAGUGGCAAUUCUUGUUCUUCCUUAUGUGUCAAUUUGUACAGAGAAGGCAGAACAUCUUGAAGCCUUACUGGAACCACUUGGCAAGCAUGUUCGCAGUUACUAUGGAAGCCAAGGUGGUGGAACACUUCCUAAAGAUACAUCUGUUGCUGUUUGCACAAUUGAGAAGGCAAAUUCACUACUCAAUAGAUUGCUGGAAGAGGGGCGUUUGUCAGAAGUUGGGAUCAUAGUAAUUGAUGAACUUCACAUGGUUGGAGAUCAGCACAGGGGGUAUCUGUUGGAACUUAUGUUGACAAAGCUUAGGUAUGGAGCUGGUGAAGGCAGGGUGGAGUUUUCAAGUGGAGAAAGUUCAGGGUCAAGCAGUGGGAAAAGUGACCCCACUCAUGGUCUUCAAAUUGUUGGAAUGAGUGCCACUUUACCUAAUGUCAAUGCAGUUGCUGAUUGGCUUCAGGCAGCUUUAUACCAGACAGAUUUCCGACCUGUUCCACUUGAGGAGUAUAUCAAAGUUGGAAACUCAAUUUAUAACAAAAAGAUGGAUCUUGUCAAAACAAUCUCAAAAAGAUCUGAUCUUGGUGGUAAAGAUCCUGAUCAUAUCAUAGAAUUAUGCAAUGAGGUUGUCCAAGAGGGUCAUUCAGUGUUGAUCUUUUGUUCAAGUCGUAAAGGAUGUGAGUCAACUGCUAGACAUGUUGCAAAGUACCUUAAGCAAUUCCCUUUCAACACCUUCAAUGGUGAAAGUGAAUAUCCUGAUAUUGCUUCUGCCAUUGAUGCAUUGAAAAAAUCUCCAGCUGGAUUAGAUCCUGUGUUAUCUGAAACACUUUCUUCAGGUGUUGCCUAUCACCAUGCUGGUCUUACAAUUGAAGAAAGAGAAAUUGUUGAAAACUGCUAUCGUAAAGGUCUAGUACGUGUGUUAACUGCCACAUCAACAUUAGCAGCUGGAGUGAAUCUUCCUGCAAGAAGAGUUAUCUUCAGACAACCUCGUAUUGGUCGUGAUUUUUUAGAUGGGACAAGAUACAGACAAAUGUCUGGGCGGGCGGGUCGCACCGGAAUUGAUACAAAAGGAGAAAGUGUGCUAAUAUGCAAGCCUGAAGAAGUGAAAAGAAUUGUGGCACUCAUUGGUGACUCAUGUCCACCAUUGCAUUCUUGUUUGUCAGAAGAUAAGAAUGGAAUGACGCAUGCAAUCUUAGAAGUUGUUGCUGGUGGAAUUGUUCAAACUGCUAAUGAUAUCCAUCGAUACGUUAGAUGCACUCUUCUGAAUUCAACACAACCAUUUGAAGACGUUGUAAAAUCAGCAAAAGAUUCUCUCAUGUGGCUGUGUCAUAGGAAGUUUCUUGAGUGGAGUGAAGAUACCAAGUUAUAUAGUACCACACCUCUUGGCCAUGCUUGUUUUGGAAGCUCUCUUUGUCCUGAGGAGUCACUUAUUGUGCUGGAUGACCUUUCAAGGGCAAGAGAAGGAUUUGUUCUUGCAUCAGACUUGCAUUUGGUUUACUUGGUAACACCAACUAAUGUUGAUGUUGAGCCAGAUUGGGAAUUGUACUAUGAAAGAUUCAUGCAAUUACCUGCACUAGAUCAAUCUGUUGGUAAUCGUGUUGGAGUGAAAGAACCGUUUUUGAUGCGAAUGGCUCAUGGAGCUCCAACUCGCACUUCAGAUAGAUCAAGGCGUGAUAUAAAAGGACUUGGUGUUUCAACCAAUAACACCCUUACAGAUGAUCAAAUGCUUCGUGUCUCUAAGAGAUUCUAUGUUGCACUCAUCCUCUCAAGACUUGUACAGGAAGCACCUGUGACAGAGGUUUGUGAAGCUUUUAAGGUGGCACGUGGAAUGGUUCAAUCUUUACAAGAAAAUGCUGGAAGGUUUGCAUCUAUGGUUUCAGUCUUUUGUGAAAGACUCGGUUGGCAUGAUCUUGAGUCCCUGGUUUCCAAGUUCCAAAACCGUGUUUCAUUUGGUGUAAGAGCUGAGAUUGCUGAGCUUACCACCAUUCCAUUUGUCAAGGGUUGUAGAGCUAGGGCACUUUACAAAUCUGGCUUGCGUACUACCCAAGCAAUUGCUGAAGCAUCCAUUCCUGAAAUUGCAAAAGCAGUUUUUGAAUCUUCAUCAUGGGAUGCACAAGAUAACUCAUUACAAAGGCGUAUUCAAUUGGGAGUCGCUAAAAAGAUAAAGAAUGGUGCACGAAAGAUUAUCCUGGAAAAAGCUGAAGAAGCAAGGGAUGCUGCCUUUUCAGCUUUUAAAGCUCUUGGAGUUGAUGUUCCUCACUUUUCUCUACCCAAAUCAACAACACCUUCUGUUAAAGAAAGUGAUUCCCAACAUAAUACCAAGUUAAAAACCGAAGAAAACUCGGAUGAUACCACCUUAAGUAAAUCAAGUGCAAAUGAAGUUAUUUCUACUCAAAAAGAGCAUGAGAGAGCAGAUGUAGGUGUUGGUAAUACGGAAAAAGGUCCCAUGAGUGCUGUUAACAUUCAUGGUGGAUUUGAUUCUUUCUUGGAUAUGUGGGACUCCACAAAUGAAUUCUUUUUUGACAUUCACUUCACAAAAAGAUCUGAGUUCCACUCGAUUGCUCCUUUUGAAUUACUUGGAUUCGCAAUCUGCUGGGAAGAUUCUCCUGUUUACUAUAUCAAUGUUCCCAAGGAUUUAUUUUCAUCCAACACAAAGAGAAACAAAAACCCUAAUAAUAUUUCAUCUCCAGAAGGUGAGCUUGAGAUGGCAAAGCAAAGAUGGAGUAGAGUUGGUAUGAUAAUGGGAAAAACACAAGUCCGAAAAAUCACAUGGAAUUUGAAAAUUCAAAAUCAGGUGUUGAAGUUACCCGCUGUUUCAAUUCAGAAAUUCGGGAGCAUGAUUCAGUCAAAGAAAACUUUGGAGCUCGUUAAUGGAAGCCACUAUAUGUUCUCUCCAGUUCAUGUAAAAGAUGCUAUCGACUUAUGUGUUGUAGUCUGGAUUCUUUGGCCCGAUGAAGAAAGAAGCUCAAACCCUAAUUUGGAAAAAGAAGUGAAAAAAAGGUUAUCUAGUGAGGUGGCAGCAUCCGCAAAUCAAAACGGUCGGUGGAAAAAUCAGAUGCGAAGAGCUGCGCACAACGGUUGCUGUAAGCGCGCAGCUCAAACACGAGCUUUGUCAUCGGUUCUCUUGAAGCUACUAACAUCCGAGAAGCUUCUAGAACCAUUAGUAACGAUCGAGAUGCCAUUAGUGAAUGUUCUUUCUGAUAUGGAAGUUUCCGGAAUAGGUGUCGACAUGGAGGGGUGUAUACAAUCGCGUCUUGUGAUUGGUAAAAAACUGAGAUCUCUUGAAAAUGAAGCUUACAAAUUGGCGGGUACGAGGUUUUCUUUGUACACGUCAGCAGAUAUUGCAGAUGUGUUGUACAACCGGUUAAAGCUGCCAGUUCGGGAAGGGUAUAAAGGGAAACAACACCCCAGUACUGACAAACAUUGUUUAGAAUUAUUAAGGUUUGAGCAUCCUAUUGUUCCUGUUAUUAAAGAACAUCGGACAUUAGCCAAGCUUUUAAACUGUACAUUGGGUUCCAUUUGUUCACUUUCUAAGUUAUCUAUGAAGACUCAAAGAUAUACACUUCAUGGACAUUGGCUCCAAACUUCAACAGCAACAGGAAGGUUAUCCAUGGAGGAUCCCAAUCUUCAGUGUGUCGAGCAUAUGGUUGAAUUCAAGAUAGAUAGCAAUGAAAAAGAAGGCGAUGAUUCAGACAUGGAACUCUACAAAGUAAAUCCUCGUGAUUUCUUCAUUCCAACUCAGGAAAACUGGUUAUUAGUAACUGCAGAUUAUUCUCAGAUAGAACUGAGAUUAAUGGCCCAUUUUUCUAAAGACCAAUCACUGAUUGAUCUUCUGACAAAGCCUCUUGGUGAUGUGUUCAACAUUAUCACUGCAAAAUGGUCAGGAAAAGAAGAGUCUUUAGUGGGUCCCAAAGAGCGAGAUCAAACAAAAAGAUUGAUUUAUGGGAUUUUAUAUGGAAUGGGUGCAAAUUCACUUGCUGAACAGCUGGAAUGCAGUCCAGAUGAUGCUAGAGACAAAAUUCAGAGUUUCAAAAGAUCUUUCCCUGGUGUUGCUUCUUGGCUUAAAGAAGCUGUUGCAAUCUGCCAUAAAAAAGGUUAUGUGGAAACUUUGAUGGGAAGGAAGCGGUUUUUGGCGAAAAUUAAGUUUGGAAACAGUGAAGAAAAAUCAAAAGCUCAGAGACAGGCUGUGAAUUCCAUUUGUCAGGGAUCUGCAGCUGAUAUAAUAAAAGUUGCAAUGAUAACUAUACAUGCUGUGAUAGGUGAAGGUGAAGGUGUUGACAAGUCAACACCUAGCAAUAGCAUCCAAUUUGCUGAAAGAUUCCAUAUGCUUAAGGGUCGUUGUAGAAUCCUUCUGCAGGUACAUGAUGAAUUAAUAAUGGAAGCUGAUCCAUCUGUUGUGAAUGAAGCUGGAUUGCUGCUAAAGUUGAGCAUGGAAAACGCUGCCUCACUUCUAGUUCCAUUGAUGGUGAAAUUGAAGUGUGGAAGAACAUGGGGAUCUUUAGAACCAUUAAUGGUUUGUUAAAUAUGAGGAACUUAACAUUUUUUUUUUUUCCUUCCAAAAAAUUAAGUUUUUUUCACAGGACAUGACAAGUUUAUUUACAAGAUUUUUUUUACAAAUACCUUUUAUUGUGAGAAAGAUGGAGAUCAUGAUCAUGCUGCAUGCAGAAAAGAAUCAACCAAUUGGGGUAGUCAGUAGUGUAAGAUAAUGUAAUUUGGGUGUAGGAAGCUGUAUAAGAUAAACAAUUAAAGAAACGAUAAUUAAUGUAAGGGAAUGUUGCCAUUGUUGGUUUUUAAAAACUUUGGUGGGAAAGAAAUAUAAGAGCUUUGAAUUUUUUUUUUAAAACAUAUGUAAGUAAGAACUCAAAAGACA